GCAGGCAAGUAGAUAGCCCACCUCGUCUAAAUCCGUAUGAAAACUCGACAACCCUCGUCACCCUAUGGCGUCCGCCGCCGCCGCAGCCGCUGCCGCGCCGCUGCGGCGUUCGCUCGCCCCCUUUCUCAAACCGAGCCGCCUCUCCUCCUCCCUCGCGCCCUCAUCACACCACCUAUCUCUACCGCGCGCCCUCCGCCCCGCGGGCCCUUUGCCCUCUGAUGCCGAAGACUCCGACGAUUCAAAUGCCGGGGACGGCUCCGCCGAGCCCCUCAGGAAGAGCCGCAACAACCUGAAGCGGGAGGCUCGUCGCGCCGUGCAGUGGGGCAUGGACCUAGCUAAGUUCUCCCCUCUCCAGAUCAAGCGCAUCCUCAGGGCCGCGUCGCUAGAGCGCGAGGUCUUCGACGCUCUCAUGCUCGUUAAGAGAUUUGGACCAGAUGUGCGGGAAGGAAAACGGAGGCAGUUCAAUUAUAUCGGAAGACUUAUGCGUGGUGCACAACCCGAAUUGAUGGACACUCUUAUCCAGGCUUCAAAGGAUGGUGAUGAUAACAAGUUACUUGCAUUAAUGAGUGACAAUACAUUAUUGAUGGAAGAUGAGGAAAUAGAAGACUUGCCUCAUGAUGAAGAGGGUGAUAAAGAGUAUAUUGAAAUUGCAGAUAGAUGGUUUGAGGGCCUCCUUUGCAAAGAUAUUUCAGUUACUAAUGAAGUUUAUGCAAUUCAUAAUGUUGAAUUCGAUCGUCAGGAAUUGCGGAAGCUCGUGAGAGGAGUCCACAUGGUCCAAGAUAACAAGGGAAACAAACAUAGCGAGGAGGAAUCUACUAAGAAGCUUUCUGGAGCAAAGAAACCACUUUUGAGAUUCCUUCGCUCCGUUGCUAAGAAGGCAUACGCCAAAUAGAUUAUGCACCUUCCUUCUAGAUGGCUUUAAAAUGCUUUGUUAUCCAGCUGCGGAAAUACACCCCAAACGUCUCAGCUUGCAGUUGAUUUCAAGUGCUGUGUCUCUGGUAUCAUCAGCAUACUUGCGAGCUAACGCUACGGACUGCACACCGCGCCAACUGAUGCCUGAUAGUAGGGGAAGGACCGGAAUGGACAUAUUAAGGCUGUCUGAAUUAUACAUCUGAUUUUGAUAUCGUGAAUACGGUUUGAAAUCCAUCUAGAUGGUUCUUUUUUCACUGUU
Oryza brachyantha (malo sina) is the source of this 1171-nucleotide messenger RNA. Its product is annotated as UPF0307 protein plu4061. Bases 65 to 892 code for a protein of 275 amino acids. The record is from RefSeq and is a predicted model, not a curated record. Lineage: Eukaryota; Viridiplantae; Streptophyta; Magnoliopsida; Poales; Poaceae. The transcript has 6 exons.